Patiria miniata (bat star) is the source of this 849-nucleotide messenger RNA. RefSeq lists its product as uncharacterized. Gene Ontology annotation, molecular function: protein binding. The transcript has a single exon. The record is from RefSeq and is a predicted model, not a curated record. Bases 1 to 849 code for a protein of 282 amino acids. NCBI's taxonomy places the organism in Eukaryota, Metazoa, Echinodermata, Asteroidea, Valvatida, Asterinidae.
AUGACCUCAAUGGUAUACCCUCAGCCCACAACCGGAUAUGAAGAUGAUGAUGAUGAUCAACCCAUGAGAGUGGACAUACACAUGCUCAAGAUGAACAAAAGUAUCACACUGGAUGUCAAUAUCAACUCGACCGUCGCGGAUGUGAGGGAGCAGGCGGCGAGCAAGCUGGGCCUUCCCCGCCGGCGACUGAUGCUUAUCUUCAACGGCAGCCAACUUGAGGAUCACGAAGAGAUCAAAUACCUGGGAAUUCGUGGUGAUUGCACCAUAUUUGGCAUGAAAUGCAGCCCUGGCGAACAGAUGGGCAUUUUUGAACUCGAUCCCUCUAAUCUGGACCCCCAGUAUGACUAUGACUUUACAGAUAAAUCUGAUGACGGGAGUACAUACUUGCGAGGUGGUCAAGUCUACCAGCGCCCAUAUGGAUGGAAACGCUACGCAGUUAAAGUGCACGGUGAGUAUGAGAACGACACGUGGCUGGGAGAAAAAGGCAUUCGCACUUACUCAAGUCCUGGUGAGUGGGCAGUUAGUUACCAUGGCACGGAAAAACGUUGCGUGAAACCAAUAUUGGAGGAAGGCUACAAAAUUGGUUCAAGAGAGCGCUUCGGUCGAGCGGUCUACUCCAGCCCCAACUUAGAGAAGAUAGAUGAGCAUCGCUACACGAAAAAAUUUACUAAAGACGGUAAGAGAUAUAAGUUUGCCCUUCAGAAUCGGGUAGACCCGAAUCACCUUGAGGUGAUUCCACCGGAGAAAACAGGCUAUCCCGAUUUCCCUUACUGGUUAUGCCCAAUGCAAGAUCCUGAGAAUGGUAUUUAUCAUGUCAGACCGUAUGGUAUACUUACACAAGAGUUGUAA